CUCAUUAUAAACGGGCCGAGGCAGGCUCUGGGUAAUCACCCCGCUGCUGCAUAACCAACCUGUCCGAGCCCUGCUGCUAUAAAACCAGGCCAAAUGGAGCCAGGAGGAGAAAAGCGGCCACAAGACGACGGGAAAGGGACCGACCGACAGCAGGAAGGAAGUGAGAAAUGGCUUUGGGAAGAACCAGCGGCAGCAGCGUUUUCAUCACAGUCCUGUACAUGCUGGCGACGUGCAGAGCGGUGCCCAUCAGCGACCUGCUGGACCGAGCCUCCCAGCGCUCCGACAAGCUGCACUCUCUCAGCACCAUGCUCAUCCGGGACAUGGACUCCCACUUCCCUCCCAGGGUGUUCAUGGAGCGGCCCUCGAUGUGCCACACGUCCGUGCUGCCGACGCCCAACGACAAAGAGCAAGCCCUGCUGGUGCCCGAGCCAGCUCUGAUGUCGCUGGCUCGCUCUCUGCUCCAAGCCUGGGCCGAGCCUCUCUCCAUCCUGUCCAGUAACGCCAACACCCUGCCUCACCCGGCCAAGAGCAGCAUCUCCAGCAGGAUCCAGGAGCUGCAGGAGUACUCCAAAAGUCUGGGGGACGGUCUGGAUAUCCUGUCUGGAAAGAUGGGCCCAGACGCUCAGGUCAUCUCCAUGCUGCCCUACCACGGGGGCACCGACCUGGGCCAGGACAGGAUCACCAAACUGACCAAGUUCAACUUCCUGCUGUCCUGCCUCCGCCGGGACUCGCACAAGAUCGACAGCUUCCUGAAGGUCCUGCGCUGCCGAGCGGCGAAGAUGCAGCCGGAGUUGUGCUGAAAGCCGCUCGACGCUGGGAAGCUGAGCACCAGGACGUCCUGGACCUCUUCUAUCUCCACGUUAGUUUGUAGGUAGAGCUUUAGAGGAAGGGAGGAGGAGGAGUCCGCCGGAGUGGGAAGCGCUUGACCUCUUUAAUAAUCCCAGACAAAGGUCACGGAUCUCUAGAGAAUAAAGCAGAAAACAACCCAACACCUGAUUUCCUGUUUGGGAAGUUUUAGGAUGAUUUUUUUAUGAAUUUGAAUCAUUUCAAGAAAAAUAAUCUGGCCAUCCUGUGAUUAUUGAUUGUGGUAAUCUGUAAUCCCACUCCUCCUCAUCCUCACCUUGGCUGGCGCCCACAGGAAACAGGACUUCUCCUCUUCCUCACCGACACUCUGCAGGAUUUGCACUUUACAGCCUUUCUGUAAAACCUGUUCAACAAAAACAAUAAAAUAAUGUUCAAGCACUC
This is a messenger RNA of Nothobranchius furzeri (turquoise killifish), 1245 nucleotides long. It is a transcript of the gene prl, whose product is annotated as prolactin. Gene Ontology annotation, cellular component: extracellular region. Gene Ontology annotation, molecular function: hormone activity. Gene Ontology annotation, biological process: response to nutrient levels; positive regulation of cell population proliferation; positive regulation of receptor signaling pathway via JAK-STAT. NCBI's taxonomy places the organism in Eukaryota, Metazoa, Chordata, Actinopteri, Cyprinodontiformes, Nothobranchiidae. The record is from RefSeq and is a predicted model, not a curated record.